AUGGAGUACUUUGACAUGGAGUAUCGUGUUCUCGACAUCACCGUUAUCUCUGCAGGAGGCCUCAAGAACGUGAAUGUGAUGUCGGAUAUGGACGUUUACGUGGUGGCUUCAAUCUCCGGCGACCGGAGAACUGAGAGGAGGACUCUCACGUCGGACAGGGGUGGCGGAAGCUGCCCGGAGUGGAACCACCGCAUGAAGUUCUCGGUGGCUGAGGACGACGUGGCCACGCCCAGCGAGCACUUUGUCCGGUUCGAUCUCCGGUCCAAGCGCAAUAUUCUUGGCGACAGAGACAUCGGCUAUGUCUCCAUCCGCCUCCAUGAACUCCUCGAAAAACUCAAAAAAGCAGGAGGAGGCGCCGGAGGAGGGGAGCGUGUCGCGGAGCACAAGGUCUUUGAUACAACCGGGAAAAGUACGGACGGUAGGCUGAAGUUUUCGUAUAGGUUUGAUGAGGUGUUCAGUGCGCCACCGCCGCAGAGAUUUAAUGAGCCGGGGAAGCCCUGUGCGGCUCCUCCAGGGGUGGCGCCGCCACAUCUUCCAGCUAAGGUGUACCUGUUCUCGGCAGAGACGGAUGCCAUAAAGUAUGGAGUUGAACAGAUGCAGAAGAAGAAUAAGCAUUUUCUCUGUUUGGGUUUGUCCCGAUGA
Cornus florida is the source of this 642-nucleotide messenger RNA. Its product is annotated as protein SRC2-like. The transcript has a single exon. NCBI's taxonomy places the organism in Eukaryota, Viridiplantae, Streptophyta, Magnoliopsida, Cornales, Cornaceae. Gene Ontology annotation, biological process: defense response. The record is from RefSeq and is a predicted model, not a curated record. The coding region runs from base 1 to 642 and encodes 213 amino acids.